GGGAGUGGGACGAGACAGAAGCAGAAUUACAUCAAUGCAAGUAAAAUAACUCUAGGCGUGGGUUGAAGAGGUGGCUCAAGAGCUAAGAGCUCUUGCUGCUCUUCAAGGGGACAAAGCUUCAGUUGCCAGCACCCAUGUUGAGUGAUUCACAACUACCUGUAACUUCAGCUCUAGGGGCUAGGACACCCUCUUCUGGCCUCAGAAGGCAUCACAUGCAUAAAUACAUUAAAAAAAUAACUGUAGGUGAAUAUUAAAAAGCAGUGUUUAUUAAAAGCUUUUCUGGGACCUCAUCAAUAUAUUAAAAAAAAAUUGUUCUUGGGGAGAGAAAGCACAUGGAGAUCAGAAGACAACUUUUGAGAUACCAGGCGUGUGUGUGUGUGUGUGUGUGUGUGUGUGUGUGUGUGUGUGUGUGUGUUUUCCAGGGAUCAAACUCAGACUGUCAAGCUUAGCUUACCCGGUAAGGAUUUCACCCAUCUUGUUGGGCUAAGAGAAAUUUUUUAUUGACCCACUCCAAUGAUGUCUCUCUUCUUCUUUCAUUCCUACCUUCUUCCAAUUGUCAGAGCACCCCAAAACGUUCUCCAUGUGUUUGAUACUUACUCUCACAUUCAGCUCUAAGUUUUUCUUUCCUUAUUCAAUUUUACAAAGCUGAGUAGAGAAAAUAUUUUCCUAAAACAACCCGUCCUCAAAAAGCAAUUUCUUCCUUAAUUAUGAGGAAAAAGAAAGUCAUUGAGACUUUUAUUCAAUAGUUUCAAGCAUUGUGCCUUAUCAUAGCAGUCUUUACUUGUCUAGAGAGAUCAAAUAGUAUAUAAUUUAGUGUUGGUUUUUUAAAGAAGGAAUACAAAUAUAUUUUUGCAUGUAGCAAACUGUAAUGGGAAGGAAAUUAAUGUUUAUUUUAAAGGCUGCUGGACUGGAUGCUUACUAGUCUUUACGGUUGACUGCCUAUUUGCUAAAUAUUUUCAUUAUAUAUACUUAGUAGACCUGUACUUACAGAUUUGACAUGCAUUAAAGAUUUGGACUAUCGGGAUUGGGAAUUUAGCUCACUUGCCUAGCAAGCCCAAGGCCCUGGGUUCGGUCCCCAGCUCCAAAAAAAAAGAAAAAAAAAGAAAAAAGAUUUGGACUAUCCCUAGGGAUUUAGUGACCAGGGACAACUCCACCCUAAGCAAUUUUUAUGUCCACGAGUACCCCAUCCUUUCUCCACAAACUAUCUUCCAGAGUUCAGACCCAGCUUUGUAAGACUGGACCUUUAGGAAAUUUUGACCGUGUUUGUGCAAUGUUUUCCAAACACGUCUGUUCUUUAACAAGAGGCUUGGAUUUGGAGAAUGCUUACUCUCAAGUUUUUGGGGUAUCAAUCCUCUUCCCGUUUUUUUCUCCCCAAUUUCCGAUCUGAGAAGAAAAAUACACUAUUGAGAGGCGCUAAAAUAUCUUCGCUUCCUCCAUGGACAGCUUAAAACACGAUGUGACACAUUCUGAACUGACUUCCUCUAGGAAAUGAGAUGCGCGAGGACCCCGGAAGUGCUGCAUGGGCGCUUCGGUCCCGCACAGGCUCAAACCUCCCUUCUGACGCAUGCUCACACCGGCUCCGUGCUCACCCUUCUGGAGAGGGCCACCCCGUUGUCCCUCCCUACCGGACAGAGAGGAGGAGUUACGGUUCUCACUUGAAGCUCCGCCCCCUCCGUGACGUUUAGAGGCGCGACCCGUCGCACGCAAUGCGAAUCGGGAAGAGGGGAUGAUCUGCGCUGCUUUGCGUCUGAGAACGGAGGCUCGUUCUCCUUCUGGUGGUGGGCGAUGGGCGUCAGGCGAGAAGGCCGGCGUUAGCGGAGCGCGGGCGCUGCGGAAAGAACUACUUUUCAUGAACCACAUUAUCCGUUUGUUGAAGUAGAAAAGCAAGAAUCAUUCAUCAUGCCUGCUGUAGCUUCAGUUCCUAAAGAACUCUACCUCAGUUCUUCACUCAAAGACCUCAAUAAGAAGACAGAAGUUAAACCUGAGAAAACCAGCACCAAGAAUUAUAUACACAGCGCUCAGAAGAUUUUCAAGGCAGCAGAAGAAUGCAGACUAGAUCGUGAUGAGGAAAGGGCCUAUGUGCUUUAUAUGAAAUAUGUGGCGGUUUAUAAUCUUAUCAAAAAGAGACCUGAUUUCAAGCAACAGCAGGACUAUUACCUUUCAAUACUUGGACCUGCAAACAUCAAAAAGGCUAUUGAAGAAGCUGAAAGACUCUCUGAGAGCCUCAAACUGAGAUACGAAGAGGCUGAAGUUCGGAAACAGCUUGAAGAAAAGGACAGACGGGAGGAAGAACAGCUGCAGCAACAGAAAAGGCAGGAGAUGGGAAGAGAGGAUAGUGGUGCGGCGGCCAAACGCUCCGUGGAAAAUUUACUGGAUUCCAAAACCAAAAUCCAAAGGGUCAAUGGAGAGAAGAGCGAAGGAGGUGCAGCAGCAGAGAGAGGAGCAGUCACAGCAAAGGAGCUAUAUACAAUGAUGAUGGAUAAAAACACAAGCCUGAUUAUAAUGGAUGCUCGGAAAAUACAGGAUUAUCAGCAUUCCUGUAUCUUGGGCUCUCUCAGUGUUCCUGAAGAAGCUAUCAGUCCAGGAGUCACUGCCAAUUGGAUUGAAGCAAAGCUUUCAGAUGAUUCUAAAGACACGUGGAAAAAAAGGGGGAGUGUGGACUAUGUGGUCCUGCUGGACUGGUUUAGUUCAGCGAAAGAUUUGCUGCUCGGGACCACGCUACGGAGUCUGAAAGAUGCUCUUUUCAAGUGGGAAAGUAAAGCUGUCCUGCACCAUGAGCCCUUGGUGCUGGAGGGCGGCUAUGAGAACUGGCUCCUGUGCUAUCCACAGUUCACAACAAAUGCUAAGGUUACUCCACCCCCUCGGAGCAGGCCUGAAGAGGUGUCUGUCUCAUUGGAUUUUACUUAUCCCUCACUGGAAGAACCAGUUCCUUCCAAACUUCCUGCCCAGAUGCCACCUCCUCCUUUAGAAGCAAAUGAGAAGGCACAGUUGGUAACUGAUCAAGAUGGUAAACCGAGACCGUUAGUCCAGUCGGCUCUAGCCGGACCCAGUGUGGCUCCCAAAGCUGAAGCUUCACCCAUAAUUCAGCCAGUGCCUGCUACAAAGAAUGUUCCACAGGUUGAUCGUACAAAAAAACCAGCAGUUAAGUUGCCUGAAGAUCAUAGAAUGAAAUCUGAAAGUACAGAUCAGAGUGGAAGAGUUCUUUCUGACCGAUCCACCAAGCCAGUAUUUACCUCUCCAGCCACCAUGCUAACAGAUGAAGAAAAGGCUCGCAUUCAUGAAGAAACAGCCCUUCUUAUGGAAAAGAAUAGACAGGAGAAGGAACUGUGGGAAAGGCAGCAGAAGGAACAGAAAGAGAAGCUGAGAAGGGAGGAACAAGAGCGCAAAGCUGGAAAGACCCAGGAUGCAGAAGAACGGGACUUCACUGAGAAUCAGCACAAAGCAAAGGAUGGACAAGAGAAGAGAGACAGCAAACAGACCAAGGCAGAAGACAGAGAGCCCCCAGCAGAUGGGGCCCAGGACGCCACAGGAACGCAAAGACAAAGUAAGAGUGAACACGAUGCUUCCGAUGCUAAGGUAUCUGUGGAAGGUAAAAGGUGUCCCAUGUCAGAAGUGCAGAAGAGGCCAGCAGAUGUGUCGUCUGCAUCCUCCAUGUCGGGAGAGCUGAGUGCAGGCAAGGCUCAGCGAGAACCUUUGACAAGAGCAAGAAGUGAAGAAAUGGGGAGAAUUGUGCCAGGACUGCCUUUAGGCUGGGCCAAGUUUCUUGAUCCAAUCACUGGGACUUUUCGUUACUACCAUUCACCCACAAACACGGUUCACAUGUAUCCGCCUGAGAUGGCUCCUUCGUCUGUGCCUCCUUCCACCCCUCCCACUCACAAAGUCAAGCCCCAGAUCCCUGCUGAGCGGGACAGGGAGCCAUCCAAACUGAAGCGCUCCUACUCCUCACCAGACAUCACUCAGGCCCUGCAGGAGGAGGAGAAGAGGAGGCCAGCAGUGACCCCGACAGUCAACCGGGAGAACAAGCCGCCGUGUUACCCUAAAGCUGAGAUCUCGAGGCUUUCUGCUUCUCAGAUUCGGAACCUCAAUCCCGUUUUUGGAGGAUCUGGACCAGCUCUUACUGGACUUCGUAAUUUGGGAAAUACUUGUUACAUGAACUCAAUAUUACAGUGCCUGUGCAAUGCUCCACAUUUGGCUGAUUAUUUCAACCGAAACUGCUACCAGGACGAUAUCAACAGGUCAAAUUUGUUGGGGCAUAAAGGUGAAGUGGCAGAAGAAUUUGGUAUAAUCAUGAAGGCACUGUGGACAGGACAGUAUAGAUACAUCAGUCCAAAAGACUUUAAAGUCACCAUUGGUAAGAUUAAUGACCAGUUUGCAGGAUCCAGCCAGCAAGAUUCACAAGAGCUGCUGCUUUUCCUCAUGGAUGGCCUCCACGAGGAUCUAAAUAAGGCUGACAAUCGGAAGAGGCAUAAGGAAGAGAACAAUGACCACCUCGAUGACUUUAAAGCGGCAGAACAUGCCUGGCAGAAGCACAAGCAGCUCAAUGAGUCCAUUAUUGUCGCACUCUUUCAGGGUCAGUUCAAAUCCACAGUGCAGUGCCUCACCUGUCACAAGAAGUCUCGGACAUUCGAGGCUUUCAUGUAUUUGUCUUUGCCACUAGCAUCCACAAGUAAAUGUACUUUACAGGACUGCCUUAGAUUAUUUUCCAAAGAAGAAAAGCUUACAGAUAACAACAGAUUUUACUGCAGCCAUUGCCGAGCUCGGCGGGAUUCUCUAAAGAAAAUAGAAAUCUGGAAAUUGCCUCCUGUGCUGUUAGUACACCUGAAACGAUUCUCCUAUGACGGCAGGUGGAAGCAGAAACUGCAAACGUCCGUGGAUUUCCCAUUAGAAAAUCUUGACCUGUCACAGUAUGUUAUUGGCCCAAAAAGCAGUUUGAAGAAAUAUAACUUGUUUUCUGUUUCAAACCACUACGGCGGGCUCGAUGGAGGCCACUACACGGCCUAUUGUAAAAACGCGGCGAGGCAGCGCUGGUUUAAGUUUGAUGACCACGAGGUUUCGGACAUCUCCGUGUCUUCUGUGAGGUCGUCAGCAGCUUAUAUCCUGUUUUACACCUCCCUGGGGCCACGCGUGACUGAGGCAGCCACAUAACAAGGCGUAGGGUAUGGGGUGACAUUUCUACAUUGCAGCAGCACAUCUAAUGCUUAGAGAUCAUGGCUCGCUGCAGCCGCUAUGCAGAGGAGCCCAGAACACUGGGGGCUGUGCUACUAGCACCAUAGAAUUCAGGUCAGUGCUGUUUAUCAAAAAAGAAAGAAAAAACCCUGACAUUUAACAACUAUCAUAGUGCACAUUCCUUACAGGAAUCAUUUAUUUCAAAACAACUUUUUGAGUCUGCCCCAAAGUUAAAUAAUUCAUUAGCCAGACAUUUAUUAUUCUAUUGGUACCAAACCAUUGUAACCUCCAUUUUCCUAUCCACUGCUCUAGCCUCUUCCUACUUCUGUCCCAGCUCGACCCACUGAACUCUCUAGAAUGGCCUAACCCAGAUAGGAAUGUAUGUGUACAUAUUUACUGCACUGCUGCACAUCAGACCACUGUACAUACUUAACAGAUCCUCUGUGGACGCCUAGAAAGCAUCCGUCCUUUUUCUUCCCACCUCUUCUAGGUAGCUGCAAUGCUUCCUUAGGGAAAUGACAGGGCAAAAUUAUUUUUCUGUUGGCUUCCGGCUGUAUUUGUGCACUAAAUCUUUAUUCUAAAAAAUGGAAACUUUAAUUUUUUAAAAAUAAUUCAUUUACAUCUACAUUAAAAUCUUAACGAGGAAAACUCAUUUGAAA
Messenger RNA from Rattus norvegicus (Norway rat), 5825 nucleotides. Lineage: Eukaryota; Metazoa; Chordata; Mammalia; Rodentia; Muridae. The record is from RefSeq and is a predicted model, not a curated record.